UAGUAGUCGCUUUGUAAGAUUUUCCUCUAUACGUUUGCCUAACAGUGAGUUUGCGAACGGCGACCGGGUUGCUAGGUUUUGUGUGACUUCAUGACGGCCAUUACUCAAAUACCGACCAUUUACUUUCCGGUGAUAUGAAAGUCUGCCGGUCCUUCAGAAGGCAGUCGAUACUCGGCCUGGUGUGAGAGAUGAGAGAAAACCAUGUGGGCAACAUUGUGAAGAAAAGGAAGCAUGAUGCCAAACGACCUACGCAUGCAAAGAAAGAAUUUCUAACGCCGCCUUUGCAAGGUGCACAUACUACAUUCCAUCGUCGAUGAACUCACGCAGUGUGGCUGGCAUUAUGACGGGGAGACACAGCGUGACAAGCGACAGCACUGCUCCAGAAAAUGACAACUCUGACUCCGAACUCAUCGGCAUACCGGGCAUGUUAGAUGAACAGGAAAACCGGCAAAUACGCAAAAAGCCCCACUCUAAAGAAUUAGUGCGAGAAGGUGUUUGGUUGACAGAUUAUACCGUACCAAGGUUCAAUACAAAUUUACUCAGUAACAGUCUGAGUGCACGUCUGCGUCGGGCCGUGCCUGGGGAGCUUAUCAACAAUGCGGUGGUCAUGCACAAGAUAAAGCGGGAAAACAUGCGCGACAUGGUCAGAUUAUCUGCCCUGACGAAACAACUUGAGAGUGAAAUGCACAGACAGAAUUAUAUGCUACAAACCGAGGGACAUGAAAUUCUCAAAAGGCAGCAGAGACUUAGAAAAAAUUCCGUAGACAGUCGACUGAAAAAGGAAAAAUUGUCUUCUCAAGGUAGAUCAAAAUCUAUAGACACCAUUCGACUACCAAGUGUGUGUACUACUCCCGGAACGGCGUCAAAACCCCCAACGUCGGUGUCCCGAAAUACACAAAGUGCUCCCUCAAUAGAUCCAGCGAUAGAGCAAAAUGAAAUAACUAACGAACAACUGAAAGUUAGAUUUCAAACCCCUGCCACGGAUAGUGUUACCUCCACUGCCUCAAGUGACGAACUGGAGGAGAUGAACGUUGAAAAGGCAAUCGAAGCUAUCAGAAUUUCUCAAAAGGAAGCAUACUUAGAAAGGAUGAACAGCGAGUUUAAUUUUGCAAAACCCGUCCAAAGAGACCCAAGGCAGUUUAUUCACACCCCACAGUACGGCGUAAGAUACAGAGGAGUGGAUCAAAUCCACGGUCAAAAGGGAAUACUGAAGCGCCCCGUUUACGUGACAAAAAGCGCACCUGCAACAAUGGAGUCUCAGUUUACGAGGACCUCGGUCAGUCAAAACACAAAUCGCGGCGAUGGGACUAUCGGGGCAUUUAAGAUAGAUGCCGGCAGAUAUCUUAAAUUAGCCCGGCCUUCGUUUAAAUUUAACUGGCUUCCAGGUAAUCAACCCAAAAAAGUUCAGGGCGUGCACCUCGACUGGCAAGUCACCUCGACGCCUAAUUUAAACAGAGAGAGUUCCUUUGAUUUUGCUGACAGGAAGGCCAAGAAGUCUACCAUACCAGGAGAACUCAGCAAAGAGCUUCGCCCAGUAACAGCAGGUUUGAAUACGUUCGGGACAUCUGAAAAUAAAAUAAAAGCGAAAAUUCUAAAGCCUGGUGACAUAACCGGGACCGUUUCUAAAGUCUUACCAAGAGAACUGGAUAAUAAGUUGCCGAUUGUUAUGGCAAACAAAUUGAAUAAUAUGAUUGAACAGGAAAAGCAAGAUGUGGCCGACGAGGCCAAACCGUCGAGUCGAGCCUUAGGUGCUAUUUCGGAACUUUCCGUAAUUUCAGAGGGCGCUGUCAGCUUUUGCGCCUCCGACGGUUCAACAACGUAAUGAACUCCAAAACAAAAUCAAAGAAAAUAUUGAUGGGUCAAAUAACCAGGGCAAAACAUUUUCCGAAUUAUUUUUUAAAGAAAAACGUCCUGGGAAAAACACUUUUUCCAACGUAUUGCACCUUUACAGAUAGAGCCAACGAAUCAAAACUGUCUAGUCGGGCCGCACUGCUGGACUUAUGAAGCUACCCCGCUCAAUUUUAAAUUUGUUUGCACUUGUUAUUGUCGAAAACUUAACUAAAUAUUAGCAAGUGUAACAUAUUUGUACGCAUUUUUAUAUAAAGAACACUGUAACUCACGUUAGCCUAUCUUGCCAAAUUUUAUUUACAAAACCUCUUUCACACAUACGCAGAAUACGCAAAUCUGUUUUUAGUAAUUUUGCCGCGUUUUAACCACUUUUUAGUAUUGUUGUCUUGCAGUGUUAAGGAGAUCAAAAUACCUGUAUUUGUAUUUUAUAAUGUUUGUACUUUAGAGUUUAAUACUUGAUUUUUAUUUAAAUCUUCAGUUAUGUAAUGUUCUGGAAAAAUGACUGCUUGAUUAACCCUGACAAAUAUUGCUAUUUGCCAGUGACGCUCAUUAUCGCUCAAAGGACAGUAACUAGUCAGAAUGAUGUAAGUGUAAAGAUAUUGAUGCAAGGCGAUACUUAUGAAUAAAACAAAU
Molecule: messenger RNA, 2481 nt
Organism: Lingula anatina
Lineage: Eukaryota; Metazoa; Brachiopoda; Lingulata; Lingulida; Lingulidae
Source: RefSeq, a predicted model, not a curated record